GACUCGGUCAGUCUCAGUGCGCUCUCACCAUUGCUACACUCUGUCCAUUUCUCGCUCUCUCUCUGUUUCUCCCCCUUUCCUUAUUCUCCCCCCUUUUACUCUUUCGGCAGCCUCCUUACUUUUGUAAUUUCUGUCUCCGCUUUCUCUCUUUGUCUUUCUCUCUAAGAGCCCACACGUCAUUACACAACCUGAGGUACCUGUGCAUGUUGGAGUGUGCUGGGUCGAGCAAGAGGUGUUAUUUUUGCUGGGGAGGGAACAGGGAGGGAGGGUGACUGCUCCUAGGAAGGUGCACACCUGACAACAACAUUUUUGCGAGUGUGAUGGGGAGACUUUGGGACUGACUCUUUCUUCCGGCACUUUUCCUUGUUUCCCACACCUGGAAUGCUUAACCUGGACUGAUGGAUGUUUCCGAACUGUGUAUCCCAGACCCUCUCUGCUAUCAUAACCAGUAGGUUGCUGACCAGAAUGCCCUCAGAGGACCGCCACCUGUCCUCCAGCUGUGGCUCCUACAUCAAAACCGAACCGUCCAGUCCCUCCUCCUCUCUCGUCGACACCGUCAGCCACCACAGCCCCAGCGGCAACUCCGACGCCAGCGGCGGCUACAUCAACGGCCCCAACGGACGCUCGCACGCCCUCGACUCGCCGCCCAUGUUCAACCCGGGAAUGCUGGGAGGGGGCGGAGCUUGCCUCAGGCGCUACGACGAGUGCUCGGGCGGCGUCGCCGACGACUCGCCCAUCAAGUGCGAGUACAUGCUCAACGCCAUCCCCAAGAGGCUUUGCCUCGUAUGCGGUGACAUCGCCUCAGGGUACCACUACGGAGUGGCUUCCUGCGAGGCCUGCAAAGCAUUUUUCAAGAGGACGAUACAAGGAAAUAUUGAGUACAGCUGUCCGGCCACCAACGAGUGUGAGAUCACCAAGAGGAGACGCAAGUCGUGCCAGGCCUGUCGCUUUAUGAAGUGCCUCAAAGUGGGCAUGCUGAAAGAGGGUGUGCGUCUGGACCGGGUAAGGGGGGGGCGACAGAAGUACAAGAGGAGAUUGGAUGCAGAGAAUGGGGGUUAUCUCGGCCUCACAGUCCCCCCCCCAGCCAAGAAGCCAUUAACAAAGAUUGUGUCCCACCUCCUGGUGGUGGAGCCAGAGAAGAUAUAUGCCAUGCCAGACCCCACUGUGCCUGACGGUGACAUCAAGGCCUUGACCACUCUUUGUGACCUGGCUGACCGCGAACUGGUGGUCAUUAUAGGCUGGGCCAAACAUAUCCCAGGCUUCUCCACGCUUUCACUGGGAGACCAGAUGAGUCUACUCCAGAGCGCCUGGAUGGAGAUCCUGGUGCUGAGCAUCGUGUUCCGCUCGCUGCCCUACGAGGACGAGCUGGUGUACGCGGAGGACUACGUGGUGGACGAGGAGCACGCGCGCCUCACCGCCCUGCUGGACCUGCACGUGGCCAUCCUGCCGCUGGUGCGCCGCUACAAGAAGCUCCGCGUGGAGAAGGAGGAGUUUGUCACCCUCAAGGCCAUCGCCCUCGCUAACUCGGACUCCAUGCAUAUAGAGGAUGUGGAGGCCGUUCAGAGGCUCCAGGACUCUCUCCACGAGGCCCUGCAGGACCUGGAGGGUUCCCAACAUGCAGAGGACCCACGACGGGCUGGCAAGCUGCUCAUGACCCUGCCCCUGCUUCGGCAAACCGCCGCCAAAGCUGUGCAGCACUUCUACAGCAUCAAGGUGCAGGGAAAAGUGCCUAUGCACAAACUCUUCUUGGAAAUGCUCGAGGCCAAGGCUUGAUGCUCGGACAUGUAUCUGACGGACAGCCGCGUCGUCCAAUGAGUGAAGAGACAGCCCCCAUGAAGACGUGAGAGCAAUAGCAUGAAGUUGUUUUUGUCGAGGCAAAAGUGAAGAGAUUACCAGAAAAGAAAAUUAAACAGAAAAUUCAAACCGAUUUUAAGGGUGAACAUAUAUAUAAAUAAAUAUCGCUCGGAUUGAUAUAGGCCAUCAACAUGUAUAUAAAGAUGCUGUGUACAGAAAUUGGCACUCUGGGUCUUGUCAUAGGCUAUAGAGACCCUUUACUCUAUAUCACCCGAAGCUUCUGUGACUUUUUCUUUUCUUCUUGAAACUGAAGUGUGAAUACUCAUUCUGAUAAACUGUAUGGCUAUAUGGCCAGUCAAGUGUUUUUUUUUUCUUUAUUAUCUUACUUUCUAAUCGCAGUUGUGAUGCAUUAGAGGCACCCUCUGGUAUUAUAUAUAAACUGUAUAUGUGUACUGUAUUGUGUCAAAUUGCACUGUAUGGGUGUGGGAAUUAUUUGGUAGACAUAUUCUUAUAUUUGUCGUCAACAUCAAACGCCGAGUCAUCUGUAAUAGGGAUGUUAUAUUCUGAACUCAAACACAUUUACCUCCUUGUAGCUUCAUUAACUCAACAGUUUUACGUAAGUCAAGCCUGGUGAUUCAUGGUGGUACACAAGUGUAGAGAAUUGAACAAAGACUUUGCACUGAGCAUCUGGUUUCUGGUUAACAUUGUGGCAAUAAUGGGUACAGUAUAGAGCUGUAGUGUGUUUUAUCUAGUUGUGUCUUUUACUGCUUGUAGAGACUAACACCUAAGCUCUGUGUGUGGGUGGGUGUGUGUGUGUGUCCAUGGGGUUGUUUGUGUGUGUGUGUAGGGGGGUGUUUGUUGUGCAUGUGUGUGUGUGUGUUUGCUUGUGUGUGUGUGCAUGCGUGCGUGCGUGCAUGUGUACAUCUCUGUGAACACUGACAUUUUCAACACUGACUGUGGUGCAAAGAAUAACUUAAUAAAUUGCAUAAUCUACUUCUUAUUUUAAAGUACAGAUGUAAAAGAUUUGGGCACAUUUCUGGGAAUAUACAGUUUGUCUAUAGAAUCCUAAAGAUGGACUAAAAACCAUAAAUAUUCAAAGAUGCAGUCAAAAUACCAUGGUAAUAAUUAUUCCCAUAUUUACCCAAAAAGGCAUAUAUUUAAAUUGUGUCAUCCUAAAUUAGUAAAGGUAUGCAGAACAUAGUGUCAUUCAAACAUGACUCCAUAACGUAACAUUAAAGUAACGCAACACACAUUUGACCAAAAUGCCCAGAUGCAAGUAAAAAAAGCAGAUGUAACUUUUUAGAUAUUUUAGAACACUGCAUACAUAGACACAUUCAAUGUUCAGGAAUAUUACAAUUAGAAUUACCCAAUGGCCUACAAUGGUGCAUAACCUCAAUACACUAUAUUUCCACCACUCAUUUUUCCAGUAAUUUUAUAUGUGAUAUGUAGCAUUACAAAAUUAUUCAAAACUUUGACUUAUAUCAAAAAGUAAUGGGUGGAUAGUACAAAGUUGGUAAUGCUAGUUUACAUAAAUAUCCUAUAUAUUUCUGUAACUACACAGUAAUGUGUUUGUAUCUACACAGAAAUACUAGUAAAACGUAUUGUAAAACCCAAAGAUGUUCACCCUGUUGUCGUGUGAAAUGACCUUUGUUCAUUCUCUUAAAAAUUCUUAGAUAAAGACAGUUUAAUAAAUUAACUUACCUCAAAAGAAAAACAUGAGGAUGCAGAGCUAAUUUGCGAGCACCAUAUGAAAUCAAUAACUCUGAAGCUCAAAUGUGCCAUUUUGUUUUUACCAUUGUACAACCAAAGGAGAUUGUAGGUAAGCUAAUAUAAGGGCUGGCAGCUAAGCUACCCUAAAGCAAAGCAUAUACCUCAACUCAGAGACUACUCUCUGGAGUAGACCAAAACCACCAUUGACUUGCAGUAAUGUAAUGCGUAGCUAAUUAAAGCUCAAUACAAUAGAGACUUACAUUCCCAAGAUGCACUCCAUCUUCCCUCCUUGAAGGUGCAAUGAUCAAAUUCAUCUUUGCAUAGACUAAAAUUUUGGCUCUGCUCUACACCGUACUGCAGCUUGGCCUACAAUUGUAAUUACAACUCCCAUUCAGUGUUUUACAGCAUGUUGUUAGUGAUGAACCCUUCCACAGUAUUAUGAUAGCAGCCACAUUGUGCCACUUGUUCAUGUUUAUUCAUUGUUGGGAGGAUUUGUUUGUUAUUUUCUGCUUUCACAGUUUAUGAACAUAAUCACACGAUGACAGUCUGUAAUAUUUUUUUUCCAAUCAGCAUUAAGGUUGAUUGGAUGCCUGAAUCUAAUCAGUAGUAUCGUUGUCUAUCCAGUCCCAAAAAAGGACAUCAAUGAUUUGCCAUGAAUCCUGCUUUCGGAUCCUUUCCCUAACCCUAAUAACUUACAAUAAAUGAAGGAAUUCAAUAGAAUGUGUUCAAUGCGCAUGCUUAGCUUGUGUCCUUCUGGCUCCAAAAAGUCCAAUGUGCUUGAUAGACUGAGGUCUGUACUGUUUGAUAUGACAGCCACAAAAAAAGGGUUUUCCUCUCUCCAAAGUGCUGUGAGUUUUAGUACUAUUCCCACCUCUGCAUAUUACGAAGAUAAUUAUUGACCCCUUGUUCAAACUAACAUAGAAAAAUAAAAGAGAAAAUGCUUAAUUUAUUUUAAGAGGCUAAAGUGGUAUAUACCCAAUUAAUUCUAAUUGUCUUGUAAGAUCAAAUUCUCAACAGAAAUGGAGCAAUUAAAUUUCUGCAUUGGCUCCACCUUGGGGACUGCAGUCAGUUAAGUUGAUUUUGGCACAAAGAGUUUAGCUAAACUGCUCAUACAAUUUCAUGGUUGUCUGUAACAGUUUUUUAACAAAGUGAUCACUGGGCUAUGCAAGGCAAAUAUGGCCGAUGUUCUGUUUGACAAAUAAUUGGUAGAACUUUCUUUACAGUGUUGUUUGAUGAAGCAUCAGUAAAUGUCAGUUCAAAUACACCAUCAUUUCACUGUACGUUUUGCUAUGUACUAGAGUUCCUUUGCAUUGCUGUUACUAUAUUUAGAACUGUAAGAGAGUUUGGUUUGGCCCAUGUUUUGCCCCUUGAUGUGAUUCUUCAUUCUGUAUUCUACAACCUGAAAGAAGUUAAGAAUGGCAGUAUUUGCAGGGCCCUUUGAGCACUCAUUAUGCUAAAUGUAUGUUACUAACACCUUAUUACUUUAUGAAAAACUGUACGAUAAUUACACAGAAGCGCAAGAUCAAGAGUCAAUAUUUAUUUAAUUUUGUGGGAGAUUCUCAUGAUGUGUUUUGAAGGCACAUCUCCGAGUCUCAGAAUAAUGGAACUACAUCCUACUCGAGCCUAGAACUUGGCUGAAAAAGAACGCAUAGUGUGCGUUUGUGCGUCUAUACCUCAAUUCAGAUUUUGAAAUUACUCGUGGGUGUGGAAGCGGGCUGUGGGGUUCCCCAGAGAGUUGGUGGCACAGAAAUGAAGUGACAUCACUGACUGCGUAUUAAAAAAAUGUAGAUGAACCGCAAUUGGGGGAACACAUUCCUCCGGAGAAAGCUGCUUAUUCGCUGUUCCAUUUGUGGAGUAUCUUAUCUCCAUGCACACUGAGAUGGCAAGAUUUACAUAAAACAUGGACAAACCACCUAGGCCAUUGUGGUCCGCAGUGUAUAAGAAACAGUGAAAGUAUACGCACCAUAGACAUUUGAUUACCCUAGAGGUUUGGUCCCCUUAAAAGCAAUAUGCUAGCAGUUAUGAUGUAUGAAUCAAGUUCGAAGGAAAAAGGUUUGGUCAAUUUUAAUUAUCCUACCUGUGAAGAGAAUGUAGCACAACUAUAAACAAACUGUAGACUACAUUCAUCUAAUGUUUCAUCUGUUGGCAUGAACAGUACCCUAUGUGGUUGGCACACAUAUUGGAAAGUAUUCUAGGGCAUUUCAUGUGUUGAGUUCUGUUGUGUUCAUGCAUAUGGUAUUCAUGUGUAAAUACAUGCUGUUUGGAGUGAGUCAGUUCUCCCAAUGCACUAAAUG
This is a messenger RNA of Hypomesus transpacificus, 5798 nucleotides long. RefSeq names its product steroid hormone receptor ERR2-like. The transcript has 7 exons. The coding region runs from base 403 to 1773 and encodes 456 amino acids. Gene Ontology annotation, molecular function: sequence-specific DNA binding; DNA-binding transcription factor activity; steroid binding. Lineage: Eukaryota; Metazoa; Chordata; Actinopteri; Osmeriformes; Osmeridae. Gene Ontology annotation, cellular component: nucleus. Gene Ontology annotation, biological process: regulation of DNA-templated transcription. The record is from RefSeq and is a predicted model, not a curated record.